AUGCGAGGUUUCAACAAAACCACUGUGGUUACACAGUUCAUCCUGGUGGGUUUCUCCAGCCUGGGGGAGCUCCAGCUGCUGCUUUUUGUCAUCUUUCUUCUCCUAUACUUGACAAUCCUGGUGGCCAAUGUGACCAUCAUGGCCGUUAUUCGCUUCAGCUGGACUCUCCACACUCCCAUGUAUGGCUUUCUAUUCAUCCUUUCAUUUUCUGAGUCCUGCUACACUUUUGUCAUCAUCCCUCAGCUGCUGGUCCACCUGCUCUCAGACACCAAGACCAUCUCCUUCAUGGCCUGUGCCACCCAGCUGUUCUUUUUCCUUGGCUUUGCUUGCACCAACUGCCUCCUCAUUGCUGUGAUGGGAUAUGAUCGCUAUGUAGCAAUUUGUCACCCUCUGAGGUACACACUCAUCAUGAACAAAAGGCUGGGGUUGGAGUUGAUUUCUCUCUCAGGAGCCACAGGUUUCUUUAUUGCUUUGGUGGCCACCAACCUCAUUUGUGACAUGCCUUUUUGUGGCCCCAACAGGGUUAACCACUAUUUCUGUGACAUUGCACCUGAUAUCAAGUUAGCCUGCACUGACACCCAUGUGAAAGAGCUGGCUUUAUUUAGCCUCAGCAUCCUGGUAAUUAUGGUGCCUUUUCUGUUAAUUCUCAUAUCCUAUGGCUUCAUAGUUAACACCAUCCUGAAGAUCCCCUCAGCUGAGGGCAAGAAGAAGGCCUUUGCCACCUGUGCCUCACAUCUCACUGUGGUCUUUGUCCACUAUGGCUGUGCCUCUAUCAUCUAUCUGCGGCCCAAGUCCAAGUCUGCCUCAGACAAGGAUCAGUUGGUGGCAGUGACCUACACAGUGGUUACUCCCUUACUUAAUCCUCUUGUCUACAGUCUGAGGAACAAAGAGGUAAAAACUGCAUUGAAAAGAGUUCUUGGAAUGCCUGUGGCAACCAAGAUGAGCUAACAAAAAAUAAUAAUAAAAUUAACUAGGACAGUCACAGAAGAAGAAAUCAAAGGCAUAAAAUUUUCUGACCUUUAAUGCAUGUCUCAGACAGUGUUCCCAAGGAUUAAGACUACUGUUGCCUUUUUAUUUUCUCCUAUUCCAAAAAGAAAAAAAAUGCAAGUUAAUCUACACUCCAUAUUGUCCGAUGUCUAGUUAAAAAAAAAGAAUUCACACUUGGCAAAAAGAGAAAAGCAUGAGAGUUUUUCAAGGAAAGACACAACCAAAACAAAUAUAAGGACAAGAAUUGCUUUUCCAGUUGGAGAGACAGAACAGAGUCUGAAGUGGCUGGGAGCAUUUUUAUCCGGGACACAGGCAUUCAUCUAGUAAUACAUUCAUCUGUGUACCAAGUCCCAUUCAAAGAGGAAAAAUUAAAAUGAACAAAUGUAUAGUUUAUGGUGGUUGGGACUGGUUAGGUGAAAAGAUGAACACUGAAAAAAAUAUGAUAAUGCAAGAUAAUCAGAUCAGUUAAAAGAAUAUAAAUAAAAGUUAUGAGAAUCAAAGGAACGAGUAUUUAUUCCAUCUGAAAGAGAAAAAGAUUUAGAAUAAGUGGGAUGAAAAGAAGGGAGAGAAAAUUUAAACUGGGCCUUAAAUGGAGAACAAGAUAUUAAUACUAAGAAACUGGGUUUUACAGUGACAAAAAUGUUAGUCGAUAUUAUCAGAAUUGUUGAUAAUUCUAGAUUUUUAUUAUGUUAAUCCUAAGUUAAACAUUAUUUUUAUUUAUAGUUCUUGUUUUGUUUUCACUUAGCUAUAUGUUUAAGUCUUUCAGAUCAUGUAAUUUUAUUUAAUAAUAGACUAAAAACAAACAAUAAUGACAUCCUCAUGCUUGAUGAUCAAAUAGAACACAGUGCUCUGAAGAGGCAAAAAUGGCCAUAAUCUCUAUGAUGAUCAUAGUGUAAUACUUAUAAGAACCUAACAUUUUAUUGAUUACAAUAAUAUAAUUUGAAUUAUAAACACUGAUCAGGAUUGAUUUUAAAUCUAAACUAUUAUUUUCAAGCUACAUAAUUUAAGAAAUGUUAUUUAAAAUAUUAAAACUGAUGAGCCUUGAAUUUUUUCAUCUGGACAACUAAGAUUUCUUUUUGAGUAAAUAUGUGAACUAUCUCAUUCUCACAGUGCUUGGAUUCUAGUUGAGGAAGUCAAUUACUGUUAAUGAGAUCCUUGUUCUGCCCAGAGACUAAUCCAUACUAGAAUUAAAAUGUGCUGAUUUGUUAAAAUUAUGUUACAUCUCACAAAUGAAAAGCUGAAAUAUCAUUAUUUGUAUGACUGUAAAAAUUACAUGUAAAUUUCUUUUGAGACAGGGUUUCACUCCCGUCACCCAGGCUGGAGUGCAGUGGCUCCAUCUUGGCUCACUGCAGCCUCCACCUCCCAGAUUCAAGCUAUUCUCGAGCUUCAGCCUCCCGAGUAGCUGGGACCACAGGCGCCCACCACCAUGCGCGGCUAAUUUUUGUAUUUUUUGUAGAGAUGGGGUUUCACCAUGUUGGCUAGGCUGGUUUCAAACUCCUGUCCUCAAGAGAUCUGCCUGCCUCACCCUCCCAAAGCGCUGGAAUUACAGGAGUGAGCCACCGCCCCUGGCCAAAAUAUUUUUAUAUAACAAACUAAACAGCAUGCUCUCUUCCCUCCGUAAAGCACCCUGACUGAUUUUCAUGGCACAAUGAACACUUAAGGUUUAAUAGAUUACUUUCUAUUGUGCCUGCAUAUUUCUGCCCCUACAAGUUGGGGUGGGGCUUGGGGGUUGUGCUCAAAACCACUUCUAACAGUUGUAUUUAUUAUUCUAUUUAUUCUACUUGGAAAAUGUAAUUUUGUACUAUGUAAACUAAUAAAGUAUGAUUGCAAAAAAAUCAUCUGUUUUUAAUACAGCCAGGUGAGUAUUUUGGAAAGACUAAA
Molecule: messenger RNA, 2868 nt
Organism: Pan troglodytes (chimpanzee)
Lineage: Eukaryota; Metazoa; Chordata; Mammalia; Primates; Hominidae
Gene: OR10T2
Product: olfactory receptor family 10 subfamily T member 2
Exons: 1
Coding region: 1-948 (315 amino acids)
Biological process (GO): G protein-coupled receptor signaling pathway
Cellular component (GO): membrane
Molecular function (GO): G protein-coupled receptor activity; olfactory receptor activity
Source: RefSeq, a predicted model, not a curated record